GGGCCUGAACCGAGUUGGGUGGGGGGGGGCCUGACUGACAGCGCCGUUUGCUCGGACGGUUCGAGCAUCCCCACAACCCCAGUCGCCAAUCCCUUAGCUCCCUGGCUAGAGCUGCAGCUGUUCUCUGGGGACCAAAAACAAGAUCUGGCCCAGUCCUACUCGUGGCAGUGACAGGGAAUUAUUCCCCCGUCCGCCCCCUCCCCGCCCCCCAAAGAGCAAGCGCCAGGGAAGCAGAGCAGCUUCCUCUCCUUUUAAGUGGGGUCCAAAAGGGACAUAGGGAGCUGAGUGAGAGUUUCCAGUGGCCUCUGACGAUGUCUCGGCAGCCAGUGGUCCUGGCCCCGGCUCUUGCGGUCCUCUUGCUCCUGCAGCCUCUGCCCCGCGCCCGCUCCCGCCCACCCCCAGGCCCUGACUACCUGCAGCGAGGCUGGCAGCGGUUACUGGAUGAAGGUGAGGGCUGCGGGCCCUGCCAGCCGGAGGAGUGCCCUACGCCGCGGGGCUGCUUGGCAGGGCGUGUCCUGGACGCGUGCGACUGCUGCUGGGAGUGUGCGAACCUGGAGGGCCAACUCUGUGACCUUGACCCAGAUGGCCACUUCUAUGGGCGCUGCGGGGAGCACCUUGAGUGUCGGCUGGACGCAGGAGGGGACCUGCAGCACGGGGAGGUGCCCGAGCCCCGGUGCCUCUGCGGCUCUACAAGCCCGCUCUGCGGUUCGGAUGGGCGCACCUAUGCGCAGAUCUGCAGUUUUCAGGAGGCUGCUCGGGCCUGGCCACAGGCCAAUCUCACUGUAAUGCACCCGGGACCCUGUGAGGCGGAACCCCAGAUCCUGUCCCCACCUCGGGAUGUGUGGAAUGUGACUGGGCAAGAUGUAAUCUUUGGCUGUGAGGUGUUCGCCUAUCCAAUGGCCUCCAUUGAAUGGAGAAAGGAUGGGACAGAGACACUGCUACCUGGAGAUGAUCCCCAUAUCUCUGUGCAGUUUAGGGGUGGACCACAAAGGUUCGAAGUGACUGGCUGGUUGCAGAUUCAGGCUGUUCGAGUGAGUGAUGAGGGCACUUAUCGAUGCCUUGCCCGAAAUGCCUUGGGCCAGACCACAGCGCCAGCUAGCCUCACAGUGCUCACCUUGGACCAGCUGAACAACACAAGCAUUCCCCUGCUUAAUUCUUUGAGCCCAACCCCUGAAGAGGAGGCUGACAGUGAAGAGGGGGAUGACUAUUACUAAACCCUAUACCCACCUUCAAUGCCCUCGACGAGGCUCCCUAAAAUAGUGCCCCACGAAUAGUUCCCAGACCAGUUACCUUAGCCACCUUGGGCAAUGCCCAUUCCUUCUCCUUUUCCCUUCCCAAAUGAUAUGGGCUGUGGAAGGCUGGGAAGGGUUCAGAAUAUCUUCUCACUGAUUUCCUUGAGUUAGAAACAACAGCAACCAACUCCUUGGGUUGGAGGUUAAGGGAGAAGUCUUUUUAGUGACUGAUCUCUUUCCUAUCUGCCAGCCCAUAAAGAGGUAUCCUGGAAGAACAACGGUCCUCAAUAGAGACAGGGAACAAAAAUGCCUAAGACCUUCUGGGUUCCUUGCUGGUGUGGAGACACAGAGUUGAAGCCACAUAACCAUGACUCUUACAGGAAUCUGGGAGAUAAACCUAGUCCUGGACCUGGUGGUGAGGACAGAAAUAGGCAAGGCCAAGAAUUCCUGGCUCCAUCCUGGGCAGUUACCCAGACUGGUAGGGUUUGGCCAAAAGCCAGAAAAAGCCCUUUAGUAUUCACUUUGGGGUGGCAGGAGAGGUAUAGAGCUGUUCUGCCUCCACUUUAGUCAGUCUCCUGCCACCCCUCCCCCAAAACACACCAACUAUCUUCACUCCUUUGACCUUACACACUCCCCCCCUCACCAACAUACUUCUACCUAUCCAGCUCCUUUUACUUCUAUACCCGCAUGAAGCCUUUGAUCAUGCCAGCAAGCAUUGUUUUCUAUCUCACUACCACAAUUUGUGUUUUUUAACUUAUUAUUUGUGUCCAUGUCAUAUCUGCUAUUGCAUGUCUAGGUCUCAUUUCUUUUAUAACUUGUGUAAAUGUCUUAACCUUUCUUACUAGAUUGUGAUCUCUUAAAGGCCAGGUAAGAAAACAUUGAUAUAUUAUUCACCUUUGUAUUCCCACUCAGUUCCUAGCCUUGCAUGUACAUAAAAAAGAUGCUCAACAAAUAUUUGUUGAAUGAAUACACUGAAUAUGCACAAAGACAAAGUGAGUGUGCUUAUGUAAACACAUGCGUGCUAUAUAUAGAUGAUCUCUAAGGCUUCUUCUGGCUCUAAAUCCCAUGAUCCCCAGCACCUGAGCCAAUGCUUUGUACAUAGGAGGUGCUUAAUAAAUGUUCUUUGAAUGUUGAACAAGCUUCCAUAUUUAAAUACAGAAGACCGCAUG
This is a messenger RNA of Dromiciops gliroides (monito del monte), 2401 nucleotides long. It is a transcript of the gene KAZALD1, whose product is annotated as Kazal type serine peptidase inhibitor domain 1. Bases 312 to 1214 code for a protein of 300 amino acids. The transcript is spliced from 6 exons. The record is from RefSeq and is a predicted model, not a curated record. Gene Ontology annotation, cellular component: extracellular region. NCBI's taxonomy places the organism in Eukaryota, Metazoa, Chordata, Mammalia, Microbiotheria, Microbiotheriidae. Gene Ontology annotation, molecular function: insulin-like growth factor binding. Gene Ontology annotation, biological process: regulation of signal transduction; regulation of cell growth.